Molecule: messenger RNA, 3139 nt
Organism: Pararge aegeria (speckled wood butterfly)
Lineage: Eukaryota; Metazoa; Arthropoda; Insecta; Lepidoptera; Nymphalidae
Product: hemocyte protein-glutamine gamma-glutamyltransferase-like
Exons: 9
Coding region: 10-2883 (957 amino acids)
Biological process (GO): peptide cross-linking
Molecular function (GO): protein-glutamine gamma-glutamyltransferase activity
Source: RefSeq, a predicted model, not a curated record
UAAUACCGAAUGUCAAGUAUGGAUAAAAUGUCGACAAGCAUGACCUCCAGCAUAACUGGAAUGGGGCUUGGUGGAAUUACAGGGUUGACUACUGCAAUUAGCACUCUCAGCUGUAUGAGGGAACAACAAAUAACAAUUGGAGGAAUGUCAUCGAACUACGUCCCAGGUUUAUCAGCGAAUUACAAUAUUUCGAGUUUUUGUCAACGCCCGGGACAAAGUCGACGUUGGCCAAUUGCCAAAGCGGGGCCUACUGCUCAACCUAGACCUGAACGAUCUCACAGCGUCGGUGCACUAAAGCUUUCUUCACGAAACAGUCCUAGUACACAGUAUACCCAUAAUCUCAUCUGCAAGCUGGCUGAUCAAAAUGAACGUCGACGUCAUCAAGAGACUAUAGAGUUGAUUCCUCAAAGCUACUAUUCGCAGACUCCUCUUAAAGUGGAAUUGACGGAAUUCUAUGCACGAGACAAUGGAAAAGAGCAUCACACUGAUCAGUAUGAAUUGGUUAACGAUACCGUGCUUCCAAACCCGGUAUUGCGCAGAGGCCAGAACUUUUUCUUUGCAGUUCGUUUUGACCGAAUUAACGACAAACAACAAGAUGUAAUUCGAAUAGUGUUCAAUCUUGGUCCAAAACCCUGUGUCACAAAAGGGACUCGAGUCGUUUUGCCCGUCAAUUGGAGCACGCAACAAAGUGUUUUUCAACAUUCUCGUGAUGUUAUUGGUAUGGGAAUGGGCAUGGCUGUGUCACGCGUACAAGAUACUAGUAGUGCUACAGCGGCUCCAACAGGAACAAUAACCACUAUGAGUGCUAUUAGCCCAAUAAGUGGCAUCAGAGAAACCGCAACUUAUGGAUGUCGUCGUAGUUCUUUUAGUAGCGAACCCGUGCCUCAGCAACAAAGUCCUCUUAGCCCGCACGGGACCGUGGAAAGACCAGUAAUUGAAAGACAUAGUGGACCUCCCCAGCAUCCUCCAACUGGUCGCAGCUUUGGUUCUCAACAUGGAUCAACGCAGAAUUUAGCGUCCGUUGCACACGACAUGGAAAAGUGGGACUUGAGUGUUCAGCGUCAGGAUGGUAAUACAAUUACAUUUCAAGUGCAUGUGCCAGCUUCUGCUCCAGUUGGCUUAUGGAAUUGCUGGGUUCAAACCCACAGGCUCGGCCAGCGUGAAAAUCGCCAUGAUUACAAGUGUGAUGAAGACAUUUAUAUUCUAUUUAAUCCAUGGUGCCGCGACGACUCAGUUUACUUGGACAACGAGUCAUCAAAAAAUGAAUAUGUUCUCAAUGAGCAAGGAAAAAUAUGGACUGGUACCUGGCGCCAACCUAAAGGUCGCAAAUGGAUAUUCGGACAGUUUGAUGACGUAGUGCUUCCAGCUUGCAUUUAUUUAUUAGAACGAAGUGGGCUUGAACAUUCAGAACGUGGUAAUCCUGUGCGAAUUACUAGAGCAAUUUCUGCUAUGAUUAAUGCUAAAGGCGAUGAUGGCUUAAUGGUUGGUCGAUACGAUGGUGAGUAUAAAGAUGGAGUAGCGCCUCAUGCAUGGACUGGUUCAGUAGCAAUACUUGAACGUUAUUUAACCAACGGCGGUCGCCCUGUGGAGUAUGGACAGUGCUGGGUGUUUUCGGGUUUAGUUGUGACUAUUUGUCGAGCUUUAGGUAUUCCUUGCCGAUCUGUGACAAAUUAUGUCUCUGCACAUGAUACAAAUGGGACAUUUACUAUUGACAAAUUCUUUGACAAAGAUGGGAAUGAAGUACCCAAUGGACCAGAUGAAGAUUGUUAUGACUCCUGUUGGAACUUCCAUGUUUGGAACGAUGUAUGGAUGCAAAGACCAGAUUUGCCGCAGGGAUACGGUGGGUGGCAGAUAAUUGAUUCUACUCCUCAAGAAGCAGCCGAAUCGGUAUACAUGUGUGGUCCAGCUAGUUUAGAAGCCGUUCGUCGCGGUGAGAUUGGCUUUCAGUAUGAUACACCCUUCGUGUACUCUCAGCUUAAUUCCGAGUUAUGCCACUUCCAGGAGGAAGAAUCCUCCGAUUGGGGUUUUGUUAGAAUGGCAUCGAAUCAAUUUGAGGUUGGACGGAAGAUUCUUACUAAGAAUCCGUGUAGUGAAGAUGACGAAGGUGAUAGUGAUUUACUAGAGAUAACCCAUGAAUAUAAAGCUGCUGAAAGUCCUUCUCCCGAACGGCAUGCUGUUAUUGCUUCUUGUCGCGGGGUUCAACGUUUGCAACAGUAUUAUGAAUUUCCUGAUCGUAGCACAGAGGAUGUUGUUUUUGACCUAGUGGAUAUUGAACCUAUACCUUACGGCCAGCCUUUUGAUUGCACGAUGAAUAUUCAGAACAAAUCACCCGAAGACCGGACUAUCUGGUGUGUACUAACAGCGUCUUCGUGUUAUUACACGGGUGCUAUUUCAGCACGAAUUCGAAGGUCUCAAGGAGAGUUCAUCGUUAGGGCAGGCCAACGUGAAGCUCUCAAACUGCAUGUCACCCCGCAAGAGUACAUGGACAAGUUAGUUGACCAUGCUAUGGUUAAAAUUUAUGCUAUGGCUUAUGUUAAGCAGACAAAGCAAGCUUGGUCUGAGGAGGACGAUGUCACACUGGAUAAACCGAAACUCCAAGUGCAGACGAGGAGUCCACCAACCAUAGGUCAGGAAUGUGGCAUUACGUUCAGUUUCCAAAAUCCAUUGAACGUUCAUUUGACGGACUGCUACUUUACUUUUGAAGGCCCUGGCGUGCAGAGACCGCGUCAGAUAAGGUUCCGUGACGUUAAGCCUGGUGAGUUCUUGAGUUACCAGGACAAGUUUGUGCCAACCCGCACUGGAGAUCGCAAUAUUGUUGUGACUUUCUCGUCUCGGCAAAUAGACGAGAUCGUUGGCUGCGCGACAGUGAAUGUCAUUGGCUAGCCAGAUCCUGGGCCUCGACAGUUCUUGCACGCUGUGGGGCCGACACCGCUCGAGGUGCUCCACCUUGACCGCUCGUAUUGGUCAUACAUAGAGCCUGAACAUUAUUUUGUGCAAGAAACGGAAGUGGCUAUAUUGACAUCCAUGUAAAACUUCCUCUUAAAGUUUACUCGGUGUAAUAUUUGCCAAGCGCAAACUGACAAAGUGUACCGACGGACUUUGACGACAAGGCUUCGCUAACAGGUUUAAGAUGAGUUUU